This is a messenger RNA of Lepisosteus oculatus (spotted gar), 1970 nucleotides long. RefSeq names its product serine/arginine-rich splicing factor 6. Gene Ontology annotation, molecular function: RNA binding. NCBI's taxonomy places the organism in Eukaryota, Metazoa, Chordata, Actinopteri, Semionotiformes, Lepisosteidae. The record is from RefSeq and is a predicted model, not a curated record.
GCGCUGCGAGGUUCCUUCAUGCGCCAGCAGGGAGGUUGGACGGUGGCUGUUGUUGUGUAAAGGUUAGAGAAGGGCGCUUUCUUUCGUCAGAAGAGGAAGACGAAGCAUUUCGAAGACAUGCCCCGUGUGUAUAUUGGCCGGCUGAGCUACCAUGUCCGUGAGAAGGACAUCCAGAGGUUCUUUAGCGGCUACGGGAAGCUGUUGGAGAUCGACCUGAAGAACGGAUACGGCUUCGUGGAGUUCGAGGACACCCGCGACGCGGACGACGCCGUGUACGAGCUGAACGGGAAGGAGCUGUGCGGGGAGCGGGUGAUCGUGGAGCACGCCCGAGGACCACGAAGGGACAGAGAUGGAUACGGUGGGGGUUAUGGCGGACGCAGUAGUAGUGGUUACAGCAGAAGCCGCUCCGGCAGAGACAAGUAUGGGCCUCCUGUCCGCACUGAGUACCGCUUGAUUGUGGAGAACCUUUCCAGUCGCUGCAGCUGGCAAGACCUUAAGGAUUUCAUGCGGCAGGCUGGAGAGGUGACGUAUGCAGACGCCCAUAAGGAGCGCACCAACGAGGGCGUGAUCGAGUUCCGCUCCUACUCCGAUAUGAGAAGGGCUCUGGAGAAGCUGGACGGCACGGACAUCAACGGAAGGAAGAUCCGCCUGGUGGAGGACAGGCCAAGGCGCCGGCGUUCCUAUUCUGGCAGCCGGUCCAGGUCCCGCAGUCGGCGCCGGUCCCGCAGCAGGAGCCGCAGGAGCAGCCGCUCGCGCAGCAACUCCAGGUCCCGCUCCCGGUCCCGCUCCAGGAGCAAGCGGCGGUCCCGCUCCAGGUCGGCGCGCAAGUCCCGCUCCAAGUCCCCGGCGCACAAGUCCCGCUCCCGCUCCCGCACCAGGAAGUCCCGGUCCCGGUCCCGCACGAGGAAGUCCCGCAGCCGCUCGGCCAGCAGGAAGUCGCGCUCCCGGUCCGCCACCCGCAAGUCGCGCUCCAAGAGCCGCUCCAAGGCCAAGUCCGACCGCGACUCCCGCAGCCGCUCCAAGGAGAAGUCCGUGGGCAAGAAGUCGCGCAGCCGCUCCCCCUCCCCCGUGGAGAACGGCAAGGGGGAGCGGGCCAAGUCGGCCUCCCCCUCCCCCUCCCCCCAAGCAGACAGCCGCCGCUCCAAGUCUCCGUCCAAGCGCUCCCCCUCCCGGUCCCCGUCGCGCUCCAAGUCCCGCUCCCGGUCCCGGUCCGGCUCGCGGGACUAGCGGCCCGGUCGCGGGGGCGGCCGCCCCAUUUCGGAGGAGGGGGUGAUUUUGUAAUUGGUUUAAGCUGAUCAAACGCAGCUCUGAGCGCUGAAGAUUUGGUCGGUGGUCUUAAUUUUUUUUUUUCUCCUUCAUGUGCUUGAGAUAAUAGCUGCAGUUUCUAAUGAUAACUCAGAUUUUUGUACGUUUGGCCUGAGACCAUAUGUGAGCCAGGAUAUGGGGUGCCAAGAGUUGAAUACCUGAUGAACUCUUUGAUUUGUUUAAUAUUUUUCUAGGAGACAUCGGUGUCACAGUCAUAGUUUUGUGUAUGCCUGGCUUGCUUGACCUUUUUUUUAUUUCACUUUUUGAUCGCCCCUGCAGUCCUGGUUUGAGUCAGUAUUGGGUGUCCCUGUGCAUCCACAACACCUAGGUUGUAUCUGCAUUUUAAAAGGCAAUUUUUGCUUCCCCCCCAAAAGUUCAGAAUAUCCUGUGGCUUGUUUUACCGCAGUGAUUUUGAUUUCUUUUGAGUCCCUUGCCUUGGUAUAAUGUUGACAAUUUGGCUCCACCUUUGUUGCCACAGCAGUCAAAUUGACAUGUUCAAACAUUUGGAUCUUUUGAGACCAGCUUUGGAAAAUUGGCCAGUGGUAAGGACUUUACCUGGAUGUGUAUUUCAUGAUGAGUUGCACUUUUUAUUGCUAAAGUGUAAUCCAUAAAUAAGCAUGUGAACUUUUUACUGUACAGUUAUUAAAGGUUCUUAUGGAAAAAUG